Trichosporon asahii var. asahii CBS 2479 is the source of this 1197-nucleotide messenger RNA. RefSeq lists its product as uncharacterized. The transcript is spliced from 2 exons. Gene Ontology annotation, molecular function: protein binding. Bases 1 to 1197 code for a protein of 398 amino acids. Lineage: Eukaryota; Fungi; Basidiomycota; Tremellomycetes; Trichosporonales; Trichosporonaceae. The record is from RefSeq and is a predicted model, not a curated record.
AUGGGUUGCAUAGCCCUCUUCGAAGGGUUGAUGGCGGUUCGCGCUCGCUUCUCUGCGCAGAGUGACGAGUUCUGGGGCAUGCGCGAGAUCAACCUCGCCGCGAACGCCAUCGGCGACGAAGGGCUCGUCGCUGCCAUGUUCUACUGUGCCAAGGACAUGUGCAUGAAGGAGCUGCUGCUGCAGCGGAAUCAGGUUACUCUCGAGCACGUCGUCGUCCGCGUCGUCGAGAAACUGAACGCCUCGCGUCUGGCCAAGCUCUCCCUCGCCUCCAACCCGCUCAACACGGCAGCAGUCUGCACCAUGUUCGAGAUGCUAGAUGCACCAUACCUGCACGCGCUGCACCUGUCCGCGUGCCAGAUCACAUCCGACCUCGUCCCAGCCCUAUGCGCCUUCCUCCGCUCCCCCCGCUCUCAGCGUCUGCAGCUCCUAGAGCUAAACGGGAACAUGCUCGGCCGUGCCGGCGUCACAGCCAUCCUCGACGCGAUCGAGGAGGCCAACUUCUCUCUCUCCCGAAUUGGACUGUUUGCGAACACUGUGCGGCGGUGGGCGACAGAUGACAACGGUCAGCCGGCCGGAGGGACGGGCGCGGCGGAGAAUGGCGGCGUCGGCGCAGGCGGGCCCGAGGGUGCGGGCCGGCCAGACAACAGCGCGCCCGACGCGCAGCGCACGGCCGGCGACCCGAACGACCACGCCAGCAUGGCGUGGCAGAUUGGCGAGAGGCUACCAGCCCUGCAGAGGCGGAACGGCACGCUGUGGCGGCGCGUGCGUGAGGCUGCUGUCAAGUCGCUGGCCGCGACGCGAAUGAUCCUGCAUGCCCGCGAGCCGUUGGAUGCCGAGACGGCGCAACGCGUGCUCGCCUCCGCGGACCCGGACGCACCCUCCCAGGCAGUGUUUAGGCUCAUGGACCUGCCGCCGGAACUCCGGCUGCUCAUUGCCCGGCACUGUUCCCGAGACGCCUAUGCCAUGUCGGACGCUCAGUGGAGUCGCGUCAGGAGCCAUGCGGAGAAGAGAGAGACGCUGCUGCGGAUGCGGAAUCGGGUGCGCGGGGCCACCGAGGAUGCGACCAGUUAUGCGUCUAAGCGCUCCAGGGAGGUCAAGGUGUGCAGGCAGUGGAUGGAGGAGGUCGGAUGCGAUAGGUGGGAGCUCGAGAAUGGGGAGUUUUGGGACAAGUGGACCAAACCCGCGCCAAUGCCGUGA